Messenger RNA from Carcharodon carcharias (great white shark), 1158 nucleotides. Its product is annotated as aspartate aminotransferase, cytoplasmic-like. Gene Ontology annotation, biological process: L-aspartate biosynthetic process. The record is from RefSeq and is a predicted model, not a curated record. Lineage: Eukaryota; Metazoa; Chordata; Chondrichthyes; Lamniformes; Lamnidae. Gene Ontology annotation, molecular function: pyridoxal phosphate binding; L-aspartate:2-oxoglutarate transaminase activity. The transcript has 8 exons. The coding region runs from base 1 to 1158 and encodes 385 amino acids. Gene Ontology annotation, cellular component: cytosol.
AUGGCUUUGUUGCUUGCAGAGUACUGUGCAGAUAAUGGGCAGCCAUGGGUACUGCCAGUGGUGAAGAAAGUUCAACAGCAAAUCGUUCACGAUCCAACAUUGAGCCACGAAUACCUAUCUGUGAGAGGACUCCCGGAAUUCAACAGGGCAACAACUGCUUUAAUACUAGGCGCAGAUAGUAUAGCCAUUGUGGAAAAGAGGGCUGACAGUAUACAGGUACCCGGAGGCUGUGGUUCUUUGUGCAUGGGUGCACGCUUUCUGAAGAAGUGGUACACCAUCACUCAUCCCAAGGCGGUUGCAAUCUACAUCUCUUCCCCUUCAUGGGAGACUCACAUGACUGUCUUCCAAGAAGCUGGGUUUAUGGAUAUCUUCAAAUAUCGUUACUGGGACAAUGAGAAUCUGUGUGUGGCUAUUCACAAGUGGCUCGAAGACCUGCAGAACGCACCGGAAUAUUCCAUUGUGGUGCUACAUAUUGCAGCUCAUUGGCCGACUGCAAUGGACCCAACCCCUGCCGAGUGGAAGCAGAUUGCAGAGGUCAUGAAGAGGAAGAAACAGUUUCCUUUCUUCUAUGUCACAGCUCAGGGCCUGGCAUCUGGAGAUUUGAAUAAAGAUGCUUGGCCUGUCAGACACUUUGUCACGGAGCGCUUUGAACUAUUCUGUGCUCAGUCUUUCGGCAAGAACUUUGGCUUAUACAAUGACAGGGUUGGAAGUCUGACAGUUGUAUCCAGGGAUAAUUACACCCUCAUCAGGAUCCGAUCUCAGAUGGAGUUAGCAGCAAGGCAGACAUGGUCAAACCCUCCACGUUAUGGUGCCCGUAUCGUAGCAACGAUACUUAAUAACCCAGCCUUCUUUGCUGAAUGGCGGGAGAACCUGAAGAGGAUGGCCGAGCGUCUGAUGUUGCUCAAGGAGAAGUUGAAGGAGGAGCUGCGGACACUGGGAACACUGAGAUCCUGGGAACAUAUCACCAGACAGAUUGGAUUGUUCAUUUAUCCUGGAUUCACAGAUUUCCAGAUUGACUACUUGAUGAAGAAGAAACAUAUUUACCUCUCAUCUAUUGCGCAAAUCAACAUCAGCUUAAUUAACAGUCAGAACCUUACCUACAUAGCACAGUGCAUCAAUGAAGCUGUGCUGUCAAAUCCUGAAGACAUGAAGUUAUAA